CACCAAAGUCAAAACUGCGGAAAUCUGAAACAGAACGGAAAAUGCUGCAAAACACAGUCUCUGCGGAGGGAGAGAGUGUCGAUGUGUCGUCAUCAACUUUUGGAGAGACCUGGAGUCAUAGGAGAAAGGCCAUUCGGCCCGUCUGCCCCUUGCAGGUUCUGCAAGAGCAAUUUCAGGUGGUAGAAACAAAUGGAAUAAAUUACACGGACUGUCAGAAGAAAGUCAACAUUCAUUCAGUAAGGGAAAGAUGGUGGUUCCUCGCAAUCAGUAAUUGUAGGCUGAAAGACAACCGUACAUCUCUGGAAUAUGCCUGUAGAAUACUUCACCGGAUGACACACCUCCCUGCCCUUCCUGGAGGUGGAGGAAUAACUUUGGAAUAUAAAAUUACAAUGUCUAAUGGGAAAGAUUUGUGGAGAAGGCAUUUUUCUGCAGACCAAAUUGGCAUACUUGAAGUGCACAUACUAUCAGUAUUGCUAUUCAUAAUUACACUUGGAGUUUGCAUCUGUUUUGCUCGUAAGUAA
This is a messenger RNA of Carcharodon carcharias (great white shark), 521 nucleotides long. Its product is annotated as transmembrane protein 145-like. The record is from RefSeq and is a predicted model, not a curated record. Bases 42 to 521 code for a protein of 159 amino acids. Gene Ontology annotation, biological process: response to pheromone; G protein-coupled receptor signaling pathway. Lineage: Eukaryota; Metazoa; Chordata; Chondrichthyes; Lamniformes; Lamnidae. The transcript has 5 exons.